Diachasma alloeum is the source of this 2213-nucleotide messenger RNA. RefSeq lists its product as uncharacterized. NCBI's taxonomy places the organism in Eukaryota, Metazoa, Arthropoda, Insecta, Hymenoptera, Braconidae. The coding region runs from base 627 to 1622 and encodes 331 amino acids. Gene Ontology annotation, cellular component: extracellular region. Gene Ontology annotation, molecular function: growth factor activity; Toll binding. The record is from RefSeq and is a predicted model, not a curated record. The transcript is spliced from 6 exons. Gene Ontology annotation, biological process: regulation of Toll signaling pathway; innate immune response; central nervous system formation.
UCGAUCCUGAUCGGACUAAAUUUCCGGUUAAAUAUUCAAUCAUAUGUUUUAUCACCUCCUCCACAAAAAUUCCCCGCUCUAAAACUAAAAGAAUUAUUUUUAAAAAUAUUCCAUCGGGCGAAGUGAAGUGAGUUUAUCAAAAAUUUAAUCGUAAAAUUGUGGAACCAAUGACGAUAGAGAAAUAAAUAUCUCGCGUGCACGUAGGUCAUGGACCGUGAUUUUUUUCCUCGCACGUAAUUGAUGAUUUGACGUCAGAUGGAACUCCCCGGGAAUUGGAUACUCGAUAAAUAACGUGUCUAACGGAUUUAUUCGUCAAUGGUUGGGCGUUCGUAUCGCCAGUGUCAUUUGUUAGUGUCUGUGAGGCGUGAAUUGUGACGGCUGUAAUAACGUACAUGUGUACAUAUAUAAAUACUUGCUUAGUUUAUCGUGUUGUGGCUGUAGUACACAGCACAACCGGUGAAUUGACAGUGUCUGGACGAACGGGGUGCCGUGCGGUAGCAUCACGUUCCACGGUUUUUGGACAUUUAAACAAUUUGUGGAUGGACGGUUUACUUGGUUAGCGGCGUUCACUCUUGGGUCGCAUCCGGAACUUUAGGAUUUUAUCUGUUUUUUUUUCUUCUGUGGACAUGAAGAGAACUCUGGAAACUGCGGGAUUCCUCGUGGCUUCGUUUUUUAUUUUUGUGGUGACUCAAAGAGUCGAGUGUUAUCCCCAGAAAUGGCCGCCAUUCUACUCCCCAGAGGGUGACACCUCGAGGAUCUCUGAAUUGCCGCCGUCAUCACCAAUCACGCCCUCUCGCGAGGGUAAACGUGACGAUGAUGAAUCCAUCGUCACUGCGAGUGCAGUGGACCCGAAGCAAAGGGGCGACAGUCGAGGGGACGCGGAGUUGAGUGAAGACAUGGACGAAGAGACGAAGCGAGUGCUCGAAGAAGCCUUCCGGACGUCUUUGGAAGAUUUAAAGGAAUUUGAGGACAAAUCCAAGAGUAGACCCGUUGACGAAAUGCACCUCAGACGAUAUGACUUCAAGCACGGAAUCAGACCAGGCAACUUGGUUCCUUACAUCGGAGACAGAAUAGUAUUUCCAGAGAACGGAGUGAUGUCAAGUGUGAAGAAAGACAGGCGAGGACCGACCUGUCGACGCGGAACAUUUUGUGAAGACACACCUUCUUAUCCGAUUGAGCUGAUCAACCGAGCCAUCAGGUCGGACACAAAUCUCAAGUAUCUACAGGUCAAGGAUGAGCUUGAAGCGACCGUUUCACUGAGGACAUCAGGGCUAGAAGAAGUACUUUGCGAAUCAAAGAAACAAUUGGUUCGACCCAGAGUUGCCAAAAAUAAGAACAGCGAGUGGCGGUACAUCGUGAACACUGAUAACUUCACACAGGCGAUUGGAGUGGAAACCUGCGACAACAACGAUAGCCCCUGUAAACUGGUGGAUAAUUUCGCAGGCGGGUACAGGACAAUGUGCAAACAGAAUUACAUCUAUCGUGAACUUGUGGCUGUAGGAUCUGACAACAAAAUAGCAACGGAGAAGUUCCAAAUACCAGCGAGCUGCUGCUGUCACGUUCAAUUCAUUGGAGAUCCAACUCUUCGAAUGGGCACUAAUCUCCAAAAGAGUGACUCAUAAGGGCCAAAGGUCCAAACGACUCGGAGCAACGGAAUUAAUCGAUGGUUCAAUCAAUUAAUUGAUUGUAACGACUCUUGGGCUUUUUUAUUUUCAUCGCAUCUUCAAGUGUCAAUUGCAAUGUGCACACGCAGUGGUCUUGGAAUUGUCAGACAAGGGACCGAGUGGGCAUAGUUCGUCAUCUCUAUCGUCAUGAAAUGUCUAAUAUCGAGAGCGUUGGCUUGAAAGCAAAUUCUCUCCUCAAUAUUUCUGAACAAGUUUCCCGCUAUUUCCUCUCCCUCAUUCGGUGAUUCCUCCAUAAUACCACGGAGGAUCGAUCGUCGCAGAUGUAUAAGGAUUGUUAUGCCCGGGGGCCAUAAAAUAGAGUAUCUUUGGGAUGAAGGUGAACUCAUGGUGAAACGCGAGAUUUUUGUUUAUAUCAAUCAACGACAUAGUCUGUAAGAUUUAAUAUAUGAAUAUAUAUUUAUAUGAGAUUGUAUAAUGUUUGAAUUGUGUAUAAUACGGUUGAAAAACUUCAUUGUGAUAUUACAGUUAUGAUUGAUUUCGAGAUGCAAUUAUUAUUUUGAUCAAUAAUAUAAUCGAUUUACAAACUGA